This is a messenger RNA of Westerdykella ornata, 815 nucleotides long. RefSeq lists its product as uncharacterized. The record is from RefSeq and is a predicted model, not a curated record. The transcript is spliced from 2 exons. NCBI's taxonomy places the organism in Eukaryota, Fungi, Ascomycota, Dothideomycetes, Pleosporales, Sporormiaceae. Bases 220 to 630 code for a protein of 136 amino acids.
CGAUAUUGAGAAUAUCACAGUGACGUGAGCAGAACUGCCUCAUUGCGUGGUAUAGCUGUUAAUUUCCUGGACAAUACCGACCUUGUUAAGACAGAAUGCACUAAACCACCAGAAAGAAAAUUAUACGCUCACCAAACUGCACUCUCCGCUUGUCAUCAACAGUCGUAAUUGGGCUUGGGUGUUCAAGGACGGAUGGGGCCCCUGCCAACAUGAGUCUCUAUGAUCUAUAUAAGAUGCCUCUCUAGACGACCAUACCGCCCUCAAAUCCGCCAGCACCAGCAGCUUCUUCACUCUCACACCGAACAACAUUCCAAUCAACGACCCAGUUCACCAAGAACAACGAGAAAGUCCAUCAAAAUGGUUAAAUUCUUCACCCUCGCUGCCACCCUUGCUUUCGCCCUCACGGCUCUCGCAGCUCCCAGCCCGCAGAGCUGCGGCGGCACGGCAAUCGGCGGCUCGGACUGCAGCUUCAACGACCAAUGCCGAUCCUGCAGGUGCAUCAACGGCAUCUGCGCCAGAGCCAACCUCCUGGAGGCGCGCCAGUGCAGAGGCACCGCCAUUCCCGGGUCGGACUGCAGCUUCAACGAUCAGUGCCGGUCCUGCAGGUGCAGGAACGGCAUCUGUGCUUAGACGACGUCUUAUACUGCCCUGGCCAUCUAUUUCAAGGCUCCGGCCCUAAAGGUGGAGAGCAAUUCCAUUGGGAGAGAGAUGUGGUGCUGCUUCAAAGCAGUAUAUUGGGGCACCGAGAGGGCUUCCCCUGAGAUCAUUCAUUUCCAACACACUCGUUUGUAUUCAAUACCUAUCAUACCUACCCU